Messenger RNA from Chinchilla lanigera (long-tailed chinchilla), 1344 nucleotides. Its product is annotated as vomeronasal type-1 receptor 90-like. The record is from RefSeq and is a predicted model, not a curated record. Gene Ontology annotation, biological process: G protein-coupled receptor signaling pathway. Gene Ontology annotation, cellular component: membrane. Gene Ontology annotation, molecular function: pheromone receptor activity. Bases 1 to 1344 code for a protein of 447 amino acids. NCBI's taxonomy places the organism in Eukaryota, Metazoa, Chordata, Mammalia, Rodentia, Chinchillidae. The transcript is spliced from 5 exons.
AUGGUGUCCAACCAAUCACACCCUCCUGGGGACUCCCAAACCAAGCUGGAAUCACUCACUGACCACUGCAGUCCACAGCUUAUUCUGCUCUGUUUCACUGUUAAGUUUGUCACACUGGUUGAAAUUGGAAUCCAAAAACUUGGAAAUCAUAAGAUUUUUGUGCUUGCUGUGUUAGGCCUCCUAGAUACCAUGAGGGUCUCCAAGAUCACUGUGCUGAUGGAGAAACUUCUUGGUCCCAUGCCUGAGCUCCUCAACUAUGUGAUGAUAGGAGUAUAUGCUCUUUGCUUCUACAUCAUGAAGGUGAAUAAAAACAGCAAAUAUUCCUGUUUCAUUGGCAUGCAGCACAUGGUUUUCUUUGAAGUCAGCGUUGGGAUCAUUGCCAACAUGGUUCUCUUUCUCUUUCAUGUUCUCACAUUCUUUCUGGGGCACAGGCCUAAGGCUACUGAUCUGACAGUUGGUCACCUGGCCUUUAUCCACAUAGUGAUGCUCCUGACUGUGGGUUUCAUAGCUAUAGACAAUUUUGGGUAUCAGGAUUUGAAUGAUGACAUCACAUGUACAUCUAUUAUCUAUUUGAAUAGAUUGAUGCGGGACCUCUCCAUCUGUACCACCUGCCUGCUCAGUGUCCUCCAGGCCAUCACCCUCAGCCCCAGAAGCUCCUGUUUGGCAAAAUUCAAGCAGAAAUCCUUUCAUCAGAGCCUGUGUCGCUUUCUCUUUUUGUGGGUCCUCAAUAUGGUCAUCAGUAGUCGUAUGUUAAUCUCCACUGUUGCCACUCCCAAUGUGACCUCACACAGUCUCAUGUUUCUUACUAAAUCUUGCUCUCUUUUGCCCAUUAAUUCCUUCCUCAAGUACAUGUUUUUUUCACUGCUGAGUUUCCAGCACAUGUCCUGUAUAGGGCUCAUGAUGCUCUCAAGUCUGUACAUGGUGAUUCUCUUGUACAAGCAUAAAACGCAGUCUCAGCAUCUUCACAACACCAGCCUGUCUCCAAAAUCAUCUGCAGAAGAAAGGGCCGCACGGACAGUUCUGUUGCUAAUGAGUUUCUUUAUUGUCAUGUACACUUUGGACUCUGCUAUCGGGUUGACUUCUUCAGUCAUGUGGAACAGUGACCGCAUUCAUUAUUGUGUGCUGAUGCUGAUUGGCAAUGGCUAUGCCACAGUCAGUCCCUUGGUGCUUAUCAGUACAGAACGACGAAUGAUUAAGUGCUCCAUAUUCAUGUGGCUUGAAUUUAUUUCAAGCCUUGUGAUGCCACCCAAAUGCUCUGCUCCUUCUAAGACUUCUGACAGUGAACCCAAGCACCAGAGGAAGAUGCUUACCAUCAAAGAAAAAGUGGAACUUCUUGACAUGUGA